This is a messenger RNA of Rotaria sordida, 234 nucleotides long. The record is from the annotation of a GenBank genome assembly. Lineage: Eukaryota; Metazoa; Rotifera; Eurotatoria; Philodinida; Philodinidae.
AUGUCAAUCAAAGUUACGUCGUCUGCUGAUACAGAAAAGAAAAUAAUAGAUCAAGAAUUAGAAAUCAAUACGGAAACAGCAUCAACUAAUUUCGAAUCAUCGAAUGAUGCACAGUUAUCAUCAACUAAUACUGAAACAUCAAAUAAUAAAGAUUCAUCUGAACAUAGUUCACGCCGAUUAAAUGAUGAUAAUCAAAAUAAUUCUUAUUUUCAAAUGGGUGAGUUAUUAUUAUAG